GCAGCAUAUAGCAGCACAACUCAAAUGACCGAAUACUACCACAAGACCGUCGAGGCGAUGGCGCACAAGCAGGCCGCGAAGAUCACUUGGAUAUGAUGGAGGCGGCAGCUGUGGCUGACGCACCGUACGUCGACGACGAUGGCGACGCGUCAUGGGGCCCAUUUGUCGUCUUCCCGCGCAUCUCGAUCGACGACUGUAAACUAUGGUACUGGGAACACGACUUGGAGUUUCCUCGCUGGUCGUUUGAGCCGUUGGCGGACGACCCAUCGUUUGGCCGCCUCGAGGUCUUCAGCGACUGCACGCUUCUGCAUCAGCACACGCAUCGCGUUGUGACAGCCCUGGUUCUCAACGAAAUGGUACGCACCAUUGCCACGGUUAACAUGCACUUGUGCCUCGGUACAACGAUGUCGAUGGUGCCGAGCGGCUUGGGUGUGCGCGGCGACGUCCUCCACGGCGGAGAAGGCGAGCCCUAUUCGACGCUUGUUCUCGAUGUCUUUUGCAAGAACGAGAGCCUCGCGAGUCUGCGCGCGACGCUCGCUCGGUGGAUGGACGGCACGUCGAUCUUUAUGCGCAGCCGUCGCUACGUGCUCGUGCUCCAUGUCCGGGGUCAGCCGGUUGAAGAAGUCGAGUUUGGCUUUGACAAGCCGGUGCGCGCAGGCCUCGCAGUGUCGUUCCCACUGGGCCUUAUCUACAAGGGGUUGACGCGGCCCCCAGUCGAGUUGCUCGGCCACGAAGACGAUUUGAUCCGACUCGACUUGAUGCUAUUGCGCCAGCUCAUCGCUCAACCCCCGUAA
Saprolegnia diclina VS20 is the source of this 794-nucleotide messenger RNA. RefSeq lists its product as hypothetical. Bases 93 to 794 code for a protein of 233 amino acids. The record is from RefSeq and is a predicted model, not a curated record. Lineage: Eukaryota; Oomycota; Saprolegniomycetes; Saprolegniales; Saprolegniaceae. The transcript is spliced from 3 exons.